CCUCUCAGUCACUAGUACUGCUAGUACCACUACUGUUAACUAUAGCAGGAAUGUCUCGCCUCGUACGACCUCGAAUAACGCUACUACGGGUACUGUGACAACUAUCAGUUACCACAACUACUAGAGCAGAGGGGCGUUGUGCGUGCAACAUAUGCAACCCCCACGCUUAGAAUAACCACUUCAUUUCCCCAAUGGCGUUAUAGUACAGCUGGGGCGGAGCAAGGUCAGUAUGUAUAUUGGCAUUGACCUCUCACCUCGACACAUUGCCAGCGCAUCUCCUCAGCAAGCCUUCCCUUCGCACAAGCUGCAAUGGGACUUUGGACGCCCUUCUCCUCUAAUCGUAAACCAUGGGGGCUUAAAUGGCGAUCUUCCGUUUGGUUCAUCACUACAAUCGUUGGAUUCGGCAUUACCACGGAUUUGUUGGUUUACUCCGUCAUCAUCCCGGUCCUACCAUUCCAACUCGAACGUUUGGGUGACCAUAAGGUCUCGUCCCUCACUGGAUGGUUACUUUGUGCUUAUUCCGCCGGGCUGGUUGUUUCAACAAUUCCUAUUGCCAUGUACUCUGAGCGAUACGCGAUGAGACGAAUCCCGUUGAUCUUCGGCCUCAUUGCGCUCAUCGCUUCUCAAGUUAUGUUCAUGGAAGCUCCUAAUUACGCAGUCAUGGCUAUCGCUCGUGUGUUGCAAGGAAUUAGCUCUUCCAUGGUGUGGAUUGUAGGCCUGGCACUUUUGUGUGAUACCACGCCGGAGAGAAACGUUGGCCGUCAAUUGGGUAUCGCAAUGACUGGCCUAUCCGUUGGUCUUCUGGUUGGUUCACCCGCCGGCGGUGUCUUGUAUACUCGCUUCGGCUUCCGCGCCCCAUUCAUCUUCGGGGAGAUAUGUGCAUUCGUCGAUCUUCUCCUUCGGUUUCUUCUCAUCGAAAGGGAUGUCGCAUUGAAAUGGGGCUAUGACCCAUCAGAACCCACAGCCUCAGUCUUGAUGGACGCGCCGGACAUAUCUUCUGUACCUGAUAUCCAGCUAUCCACUCUCCCGACUGUUCACACACGAGGAAACCCUGAAACGGAAUAUAAUAGAGACCUGUCGAUACCUUUGGACAAGUCCAAACUACCCAAUGAACCAACGACAACCUCUCGAAAAUCGGUCCUUGACUCGUCUCCGACACCAACACCAUUACUCUCAGUGAUCAUCAACUUAGCGCAAUCACCUCGAGCGUUGGUUGCUUUAACCAUGACGUUCGUGUAUGGAGUUGUAAAUAGCAUGCAAGAGCCCUCCCUUCCGCUUCAUCUCCAAUCUGUAUGGAAUUUCAAUUCGAACCAGGUGGGCAUUGUCUACCUGGCAGCAGUCGUGCCAGCCUUGAUCUCGUCACCAUUAGCAGGUUAUUUUGUUGAUCAGAAGGGUUCGGACUACAUAACGUCCAUAUGUCUGGUCCUUGCACUGCCGUGGUGGAUUGUUAUGACCCUACGACAGUCGUUGCCACUAUUUAUCUUUGCUCUCGCCGCUCAGAGUUUCUUCGUCUCUGGUGUCGUUGCGCCAGUGACGGCUGAACUUGCUGGCGUGUCUCGAACUAUGGCAGGCGUUGGCUAUGCUCACGUUUAUGGCGCAUUUAAUCUUGCGUUCGGGAUUGGUACCGCGGUGGGUCCCGUGAUCGGAGGACAGAUAUAUGACCAUGCGAAACAUGGGUGGACUGCCGUUUGUUGCAUUACCGCGGCGCUCAUCGUCAUUUGCAUCACCCUCGCGUUUUGCUAUACCGGUGCUGAUCCUUUACUUGCCAAGGUCCUACGUCAUCAUUACCCACUCGAUCCGAUAGGAAAGAAGCAGGACGAAGAAUCUAGCAGCGACGAAAAUACCAGCCGGACCUGUAUUGUCGCCAGAGACCAGUGAUUGUGCAUUGCGUUGACGUGGACGAUUUUACAUUAUAAGAUUCCCUACUUACUUGAAAGUUCAUGUGUAUCAUACAUACUUAGCAUAUGCCAACGGACAAUAGGGAACACUCUUCUAAUGUCAAAACUCUUCCCGCGCACAAGCUAGCUUGGCCUAGCUUAGAUUAGGAGCGGUUGCAAUUUGUACCUGCUUGUCACAC
Suillus paluster is the source of this 2077-nucleotide messenger RNA. Its product is annotated as major facilitator superfamily domain-containing protein. The record is from RefSeq and is a predicted model, not a curated record. Gene Ontology annotation, biological process: transmembrane transport. The coding region runs from base 310 to 1878 and encodes 522 amino acids. The transcript is spliced from 15 exons. Lineage: Eukaryota; Fungi; Basidiomycota; Agaricomycetes; Boletales; Suillaceae. Gene Ontology annotation, molecular function: transmembrane transporter activity.